Molecule: messenger RNA, 1824 nt
Organism: Vigna unguiculata (cowpea)
Lineage: Eukaryota; Viridiplantae; Streptophyta; Magnoliopsida; Fabales; Fabaceae
Source: RefSeq, a predicted model, not a curated record
AUGGAAGCGCAUAUGGAAGAAAAGCCUUUGGUGCUGUCAAAUGAAUUUGAUGGCAAGAAAUUUGAUAAAAAUGUUAAGACGAUGUGGGAUCUUCUGCGAGAGGAUAAAGUUUUCAUCAUUGGCAUUCAUGGAAUGGGGGGAGUGGGAAAAACAUUCCUAGCAACUUACAUGGAAAGUGAGAUAAAGAGAACCAAAACUUUCAAAGAUGUCGUAUGGGUAACUGUUUCCCAUGAUUUCACCAUUUUCAAAUUGCAACAACACAUUGCAGAAAUAUUAAAAAUAAAGCUUUAUGGAGAUGAUGAGAGGGAAAGAGCAUUGAUUUUGGCGUCAGAGUUGGAAAAAAGAGAAAAUAUAGUACUUAUUUUGGAUGAUGUUUGGAAAUACAUUGAUAUGGAAAAGGUCGGAAUUCCUCUUCGAAUGAAGGGUAAUAAAUUGAUCAUCACAAGUCGUUUGAGACAUUUAUUUUUGUUAAAACUUGGAGACCAUGGGACACCUUCAACACUUCCCUCUCAAGUUUUGGAUAUUGCAAGAUCUAUGGUAGGGAAAUGUGAUGGUUUACCACUUGGAAUCAGUGUAAUGGCUCGAACCAUGAAAGGGGAAACUAGAAUCCACUGGUGGAGACAUGCCCUGAAUAAACUUGACAAAUUGGAAAUGGGAGUGGAGAUGCAGGAAGAAGUCUUAACUGUACUGAGACGUAGCUAUGAUAAUUUAACUGAAAAGGAUGUACAAAAAUGUUUCUUGUAUAGUGCAUUGCUACCAAAUCCUGUAAGAAGAUAUCUUUUGAUUAUGAAUCAUGUUGAUAUGGUACUGUUAAAUGGAAAGAGGAGGUUGGAAGAAAUAUUUGACGAAGCAAAUGUCAUAGUGGAUAAACUCAUAAAUCAUUCUUUAUUGUUGGAGGAUAAUUCGGAGCUAACGAUGCAUGCUCUGGUGAGGAAAAUGGCCUUGAAUAUCAUCAAAGAGAAUGGUAGUAACUUGAUGGUAAAAUGUGAUGAAAGUAUGGAAAAGAUACCUGACAUUGAGGAAUGGACAAUUGAUUUGGAAGUAGUUUCUCUGGCUAACGAUAAGAUACAAGAAAUUCCGGAUGGCACAUCUCCUAAUUGUCCCCGUCUGUCUACCUUGCUUUUAUUUGACAAUGAAAUUAGACAUAUUCCAGAGUGUUUUUUCAUGCACAUGAAUGCUCUAACCACACUUGAUUUAUCAAGAAAUGAUCGCUUGACACGUUUGCCUCAUUCGUUGUCUAACUUGAGGACUCUCACUUCUUUAAUGCUCAAUGGUUGUUCACAACUGAAAUAUAUACCUCCACUGGGAGAUCUACAGGCAUUGCUAAGAUUGGAUAUUUCAGGUUGUUUCAUCCAUGUACCACCGGAAGGUUUAGAAAAUUUAGUAAACUUGAAAUGGCUAGAUAUGUCCAGCAAUGUCGAUUUGGAGUUGGUACCAGGAAGUUUUCUCCCUAGUUUGACCAAUAUUCAAUAUCUAGAUCUUUAUGGUUGUUCAGGUAUAAAAGUAGAAGAUAUAGAGGAGAUGAAUUUCCUUGAAUGUUUUGCAGGAGCAUUUGUCGAUCGAGAGAACCUCAAUCGUUAUGUGCAACAAACACGGGACAGUGCUUAUGGACCUCAAAAUUAUUCUAUCCAUUAUCAAGAUCGGAGUUACAAAGGGCAUUGGGAGAAAUUUUGGAACCGGGAGUUUCUUUCCGAAAAAUAUAAGUGUCGAACUAUGUGCAUCAAAGAUUGCGAAGAAUUGUCAUAUGUCCUCCCGAGAGACCUUGUGAAGUUAUUGUUAAAGAUUAUACUUCAGUUGCUGCCUGUUUCAUUUACAUUAAAAUAA